Molecule: messenger RNA, 1618 nt
Organism: Chilo suppressalis (striped riceborer)
Lineage: Eukaryota; Metazoa; Arthropoda; Insecta; Lepidoptera; Crambidae
Source: the annotation of a GenBank genome assembly
UGUUUUUUAAAUGAAAAGUGGAAUUCUUCUGAGUUACUUAAAAUGGUUGUUAUAACUUGGAAAAUUAAUUUCAAAGACAUAUUCCGCUAUAUAAGGGACUACAUUGCUAUCAAAUGUACACAAUCAGUGUUGACAGUGAGAUCUUUAACUUACAAUGAACAUUUAACACAGAGUUAUGCAAUUGACUGUAUGCUAGAACCAAUAUUUUGGUUUGUUGACAAUUUUGCUGCAUGUCUGGGAAAGGUAUUUGUUUUCUGUGUAAGUGUCCUCACCACUGCUGUUGUACUUAUUGCAUAUUGGGUUGGCUUACCAUACUGGUUGCAACGUAGCCCCCAUUUUACAGGCAUUCUAGUAAUUUUUGGAAACUGGUUGUUGUUAAAUAUUAUAUUUCACUAUGUGAUGGGAGUUAUCACUCCUCCCGGUUACCCACCUCUGGGUGCUAGAAUACCUAAUGCAGUUGCAAUAUGCAAGAAAUGCAUAGCUCCAAAACCACCUCGGACUCAUCACUGUUCAGUGUGUGACCGUUGCAUACUGGGCAUGGAUCAUCACUGUCCAUGGCUCAACAAUUGUGUUGGAUACUUUAACGCAAGAUAUUUCUACCUGUAUAUGGUCUACAUGGUUGUUGGGGUUACCUUUGUCAUAAUGGCUGGUUUUGACAUCGGCUAUAAUGUACUGUGGCUUAAUGAUACAGGUGGCAUCAUUCCAAACAAUGACCCAGAUCUCAUUGGGCAUCCUGUACGUAUAAACCAAACUGGUGCUUUAGUACCAAUCAAGGUUAUCGUUGAAUAUGAUUCUAUAAAUUUUCCGAGGGAACACGACUUACCAAUCCCACCAAUCACAGAAUCACAGCGUAUUUGCGCUCAUCCAUGGAAAAGGAAAGCAGUAUUUUUUAUGGCAGUCACUUGUCUCUCUGUGUUUUUUGCGCUCGGCACUCUAGUGAUAAUGCAUGGAAAACACAUAAGUCAUGGCGAGACAAGUGUCGAAGCUCACAUCAAUGCAUCCAUACGGAAGAUAGAUAAGCGAUAUAAGAAUCCCUACGAUUUUGGCAGAAAAAAGAAUUGGAAACUAUUCCUUGGGUUAACUCAGGGUAGAACAUUCUGGAGGCAUGUUCUUUUGCCUUCCAGGCACCCCCCAAUCGGGAAUGGAUUGCACUGGCAUUCUGUGUACAAUAUACAAGAGGAUUGGCCCUAGGAAAUAUGUUUUAAUAGACUGUUAUGAAUUCUGUUUUGGACAAAACAUUUUUAUAAGGUUAUAAUUAUUAGGUACCUAUUGUAAUUUGCUAAUUUAUGCUUAGCUCUAGCUUUAAGACCAUUUUUAUUCAGAAAUUACUUACUUCGACUGUUGUAAAUAUGAUUUUACAUUCCUUAUCCAACUUUUAUGGGUACACGAUGGACCAUUAUGCAGAAUGGCUGAUGAGUGAUGCGAAGGUUAAAAAUAGCUGCAAUGUUGGUUCUUCGGCUGUGCAUUGCAGGAUAUCAGAUCUAUAACAACGCCCUAAAGUGGCAUAGACGACCUCUGUGGCCGAGUGGUUUGUACGCCGGGUUUCAAGGUGUCGUCGACUCGAGAGGUCCCGGGUUCAAAUCCCGGUGGGGGCAGAUGUUUGUGUGAUGAAUACGAG